UCCAGUACUUGGACAGCACUGGGUGACAAAAGGUUUAGCUCAAGCACCGUCCAAUGUACAUAGAGAUUCGGGAUCCUGAAGCUCUUGUGCUAUUUGGCUUUGCUCUCUGGUCUCUGCCCCGUCUAGCUACCUCCCCUAUCCGCCGCGCCUGCAAGCCUCGCCUUCGUCGGCGUCUUCCUCGCUCAGUCUUCACCGCAGGAACAGUGGCAUGAGGGCGGGGCGGCCCAAGAUCGGCGACCAGGCGACCAGCGACGUGGUGGUGCGGCUACGGACGCCGGAGGGCCGCGACGAGUGGCUCUACUGCCACUCCACCGUCCUCGCCGCGGGCAGCACCUACAUCGCCGACCGCCUCUCCGAUGCCUGGCCGACGUGCCAGAUCCUCGGCUCGCGCUAUUGCGUCGAGGUCUACUGCCAGGAGCUCGACCUCAGCUCCCAUGUCACCGCGCUCCGCCUCCUAUACGCCGCCGAGCCCUGCUCCCGCUUCGGCGUCCGCGGCGCGCUCGGCGUGCUCCAGGCCGCCGUGAGCCUCGGCUGCGCCCAGAUCGCCGCCGCCUGCGCCGGCUACAUCGAGGCCGCCCCCUGGGACGAGGCCGACGAGGAGGAGAUUCUGAGGACCGUCCCCUGCCUCGGCGCGCAGUACGAAUGCAUCCUUGCGCGUCUCCGGCCGAUCGAUCCGGCUCCGGUGACCCGCAUCUUCCUUUCGGCGUUCCGGCACGCGACGCGCUCGUCGGCAGCUGGUCCGGCGCGGGAGCUCAAGUCUGCAGCUCAGGAGCAGCUUGAGUAUAUGCUCACCGAAGAUGACGACGCACCAUUGAUAGCCCUUGACAACGUCAAUGUCAAGUCUCAGGUGAAGGGUUGUGUCACUGGUUUGCUGAGCAGGUUCAGUGAUUUCCUGAGUUCUAUACUGACGAAAAAUAAGGAAACAUCUCUUGUUGGUGACAUCGGCGAACUUCAGCUGGAGCUGCAUACUUUUGUUUGUGACGUCUCCUGGGCCUGUCAGAUCUUGAGCAAGCUUGAGAUGAUGAAGUGCAUUGUUCUCUACUGGGUUGGAGUGUCGUCUGAUGUGGUUGAAGCUAUUGAUGCAGUAUGCCCUGGGUAUGACUGUCUGAAGACCAGGCUGAAGGUGGUAGAGGUGUCUGCAAAGGUACUGGAGGCCGCUGCGUUUGGCAAUAUUGUUCUUCCAACUGAGAAACGUCAUCAUAUGGUGAAUGUCUGGAUUACCUUCGCAAGGACAACAAAGUCUUUGAUUGUUCAGGCCAAUCACGAUGAUGAUGACGGUGAUGCCGAGACACCAAAGGCAAACCUGGACAACGAGGUCUGGCAGUGCUUGGAGUCAGCAAUCGUUUCAAUUGUGCUGACACUGCCGUCGAAUAGUCAAGCUGAGAUUUUAUCAGAAUGGCUCCAGUCGAAGCAUGUCCGAUAUCCUGACUUGACAGAGGCAUUUGAAGCCUGGUGUUAUAGAUCGAAGGUUGCCAAAAGAAGGCUCUCUUUCUUGAGCAACAUCGAUCGGGUAUCUUGAUUCUUGACUGUCAGACUUCUCCUUAUAGGAUUGAGUGUCUGCCUUUCACUGAAACAAUCAUCAUGGAGUUCCAUUGUUAUGAUUCCAACUCACCACUGAUGAUCAGUUUUGUUGUCAGUUAAUUUUUGGUGGAUUAUCUCCCCUUAUGAACUUACAUUGAGCAUGUCUGAUGGAAUGCGCAGCAGUAGACACCACUAUAGAGAUGACAGAAUAUCCUGGUCAACAUACCCAAGUCAUGGUCUGUCUAUGUGUGAUUGAAGCUAUGCUGCAAAACCGGAAUAAGCACUGCUGUGGUUGACAAAUGGCCAGAGCAAACCAGAAAUACCUGAACUGGACGAGUCCAUCGCCAUUUUUGUUAGAAGACGCUCAGAUUUCAAGCGAGAUGCUGGAGGCAGAGCCGCAUGGGCGGUGCAGAAAACGGCUCUUGCUGCCGGAAUGGGCGAUCUCAUAUCUGUGGUCACUGUUGGAAUUGGCAAUAUCAGUAUAUCACAGUACAUGACCUGAAUCUUGAUAACAUCAAGUGCCCGACUCUUGACAGGCGGGAGGGCAACCAUAUAGGAGAUUACACAAAGUCCCUCGCUGGACUAUGCAACAGUCUGUGAUUAAUAGGGCAUCAUUUCCUGCUUUUGGAAAAGAAGCUAGCUAGUAAUAAGUUGGUGUGAUCAGUUAACCUUGUCCUUGAGAAAGGAAUCGGGGAUUGGUUGUGUGACAUGUUAAUUGUUCGGGUGUUAAUCAUGAGCAUCCAUGUGCCUGCCUCUUUUGUU
Panicum hallii is the source of this 2283-nucleotide messenger RNA. Its product is annotated as BTB/POZ domain-containing protein At3g05675. NCBI's taxonomy places the organism in Eukaryota, Viridiplantae, Streptophyta, Magnoliopsida, Poales, Poaceae. The transcript is spliced from 2 exons. Bases 209 to 1519 code for a protein of 436 amino acids. The record is from RefSeq and is a predicted model, not a curated record.